GUUUAUGGCAGCUAGAGGUUCUGCAGAUGUGCUGCGUCAGUUCCUGUGAGGCAGGCGAGUUUAGGCAGCUGUGUGAAGCUCUCAGUUCCGGUGCGAAUCUGUUUACCAGCAGCAGCUCGGACCGUGGAGUCGGUAUUGUCUGAAAGAUGGAAGCCGCGUCUGCCUACGAUAGAUCGAGAGAUGAUGAGAAGAAGGAGAAUGGCCCCUACUCAGCUGCCGAGCAGGACAACCACUCCAAACCCACAGAUCUGUCUGAGCUCCUGAAAGAAGGGACGAAAGAGUCGCACGAGAAGGCAGAGAACACCAAGUUCGUUAAGGAUUUCCUGAAGGGUCGGAUCAGGCGGGAGCUCUUUAAGCUGGCCACGGCUGCUCUGUACUUCACCUACUCGGCCAUGGAGGAAGAGCUGGACCGUAAUAAAGAGGACCCCGCCAUUGCACCCCUGUACUUCCCGCAGGAGCUGCACCGGAAGGAGGCUCUGAUUAAAGAUCUCUGCUACUUCUUCGGGGACGACUGGGAGGACACCGUCCGGUGCUCCGACGCCACCAAGGCCUACGUGGAGCGCAUCCGCCACCUCGGACAGCACAGACCCGAGCUGCUGGUGGCCCACGCUUACACGCGGUAUAUGGGAGACCUGUCUGGUGGCCAGGUGUUAAAGAAGGUAGCCCAGAGGGCUCUGCACCUCCCCAGCAACGGAGACGGGGUGCAGUUCUACGUGUUUGACAAUGUCACCAACGCCCAGCAGUUCAAACAGCUGUACAGAGCUCGGCUCAACACCCUGGACGUGGACGCCGAGACCAAGGAGGGCAUUGUGGAGGAGGCCAACCGAGCCUUCCAGUUUAAUAUGAAGGUAUUCGAGGAGUUGGAUAAAAUCGGUGCCACGCUUCCUGAGGAGGAGCAAGACGGCACCCUCCCGGUGCAUGAUGGGAAGGGAGAUAUCAGCAAGUGCCCGUAUUACGCUGCGAAGCAAGGUCUGGAAAGCGCUUCCGGUUGUCCGCUCCAUGCGGCGAUGGCUCUUGCCAGACUUCCCCAAGUGCAGGCUAUGCUGGCUGCAUGCGCGACCGCCCUGGCUGCCGCCAUCGCUUGGUACUUGAUGUGACCGAUUCCAUCGUUGCCUGGAUGGAGUGUAAGGCAGAGGAUACCCCGCUCUUGGGGUGUCCAAAAACCGCGAGACUGUGCCCCCCACUCUCAGGAUGGAAGAAAACACGUCUCAGAAGGGUAGAUUUUAACCGGUUAGGUACAGAAUAGAUGGUCCUUUUAGCGUUUAUAUUCCCAGAAUUCCACAGGAGAGACUCCACUGAUUCGCUGGAAGCCACGUAAAGCUUUCUCUGGUUCAAUGCCGGGAAAUUUCCUAUACUGAUCGUGAACGUGGCUUCUCACGUGGCUUUCCUGCCACGUCCGUGCUGCUUUUGGCUAAAUGCCUGCUCUUUCUGUAGGGUCU
Molecule: messenger RNA, 1439 nt
Organism: Spea bombifrons (plains spadefoot toad)
Lineage: Eukaryota; Metazoa; Chordata; Amphibia; Anura; Pelobatidae
Gene: HMOX2
Product: heme oxygenase 2
Exons: 6
Coding region: 147-1097 (316 amino acids)
Biological process (GO): response to oxidative stress; heme catabolic process; heme oxidation
Molecular function (GO): heme oxygenase (decyclizing) activity; heme binding
Source: RefSeq, a predicted model, not a curated record